Lethenteron reissneri (Far Eastern brook lamprey) is the source of this 2073-nucleotide messenger RNA. Its product is annotated as CUB and sushi domain-containing protein 1-like. Lineage: Eukaryota; Metazoa; Chordata; Hyperoartia; Petromyzontiformes; Petromyzontidae. The record is from RefSeq and is a predicted model, not a curated record.
GGAAAUCAGCAGAGAACCCCGAGGAGACCCCGCUACCCGCGCCUCGACUGGUCACCCCACAUCGCCGAUGAAGGGCUUCAAGAAGUCGCGGCGGGGAACAAUCGCGCUCAUAGCGGCUGUCUUCUGUCUGGCUGCUGGGACCUCCGUGUCGCGAGCGCAGACGCCGUGCGGAGGGAACUUCACGGACAGCAAUGGAAUCAUCGAGACGCCCAACUUCCCGGGACUCUACCCGCCCAUGCUCAACUGCCUCUGGGUCAUUCAGUCCUCGGACCGACGCGGCGUGGUCAUCAUCAGCGUCAUUGACUUCGAGCUGGAGGAGUCGGACGCGUGCGUCUUCGACAAACUGCGCAUGGAGGCGGGAAAUCCGCCGGGUCCGCCUCGCCUCUACUGCGGCGGGGACUUCGAGCGGCGCUACGGAGUGUCGGAGAUGCAGGCGAUCGGGCGCAUGACGCUGCAGUUCAACAGCGACGAGUCCGUGGAGCUGCGCGGAUUUCGAAUCGGCUUCUGGGUCGAAGACCCGCUCCAGACAUCCCCGCUGCCCACAACCACCUUGGCCACGACCCCCACCACCCCGGCCACCACCCCAGGUCAAUGCCAGCCUCUCGAAAACAUAGACAACGGUCGUCUGCUGGUCACCUCCUACGAGGUGGGCGGCGUGGCCUCGUACGCGUGCCGGCCCGGAUUCCGCAUGGUGGGCGCGUCCAACCGAGUGUGCGAGGCGAGCGGCCGGUGGAGCGGCUCCGUGCCCGUGUGCCGCGCACGACCCACGACAGCGACAACGACGAGUCGAGCCGAGACGUCUUCGUCCAGCGAGCUGCCGACGAACGCGAGCAACGCAGGCAACGCUUCUCUCGGCUGUCCAGAACCGGGUCUGCCUCUGGGCGGGUUGGGGCCCCUGCCCGGCCUCUCGCUCAGGUUCCGAGCCGGGGACGUGCUCCGAUUCUCGUGCCUCCCGGGAUUCGCCAUCACGGGCGCCACGAGCAUCCGGUGCCUCGACAGCGGCCGCUGGUCGGACGAGGCUCCCACGUGCUCACGGGUCGGGAUGUCGCUGUCUCCGCUCUGGGCCUCGGCUCUGAUCGCCGCGGGCUGCGUGGCCGGAGGCGCCGCGGUUCUGCUCGUGUCCUUCGCCCUCGCACGACGCUCCAGAAAAGUAGCGUCUGACGACCAUCCGAAGAUGACUCUGUAACACCACAAUCUCCAUGGAGGGCGCCUCACUACACACAACAACAACAAAUACCCUGGACAGCGCCGCACUAAACACAACAACAACACAAAUACCACGGACAGCACCUCACUACACACAACAACAGCACAAAUACCACGGACAUCACCUCACUACACACAACAACAACAACACAAACACCACGGACAGCGCUUCGCUACACACAACAACAACAACAACAACACAAAUACCCUGGACAGCGCCUCAUUACACAGCAGCAGCAACAACAACAACAACCAAAACACGCGCACGGAGGACGCAGACUCGCACUCCGGAUUUGUAUGUUUCAAGACGAGUGUUGGUUUAUUUAUAUAAUCGCAAUUGUGAUCCCGUUCCAGAAUCAAUGUUUCUGUAUAUGUCUUAACACAAACUAGCAGAUCGCACAUCCAUUGGACGUAACCAUCCUUUCAUCCGCCCGUUUCUCCCUCCGCACCUGACGUCUGGCCCAACCAGCCAGCCAGAAAAAUGAACUGUUGUCUCACGUAGUAUGAUAUGACAUUGUGCUGAAUGUAGCCGCCUCUACUGGCUGGAGGUGGGGGGUGAAAGGGAACGCACCUAAACCCAUUAUGAAAAGUAUAUUACGCGUGAAUCCACCGAUAUGUCAAUGUCAUCAUUAUCCGCCCGUUUAUUCACCGAAAAGUCAUCAUCAUUAUCUACACACCGCCCGAGUCCAAUGUUGAGUCUUAAUCUGAUGAUUUUCAGUUAAUUAUGUUAAUUGUACCGAUGCGGGUUUUCCUUUGUGUGUGUGUGUUUUUGCGCCUGUGUUUGUGGUUUUGAUGCAGUGUUUAUACGAUUUCACCACAUUGUACGAGAAGUGUUCAUUUUUACCAACAUAAAGCGUGUGUUUCUGA